GCGCUGGGUUUCCGAUGAUCUCCGAAGUGAAGUGCUGCUCUCAGGAAGAUCCGGGUGCUGCUGGACUUCUCAACAUAAACAGCAAUGGCGGAGGCAGCAGCAGCGUCCACGGCGGCUCCGGCGAUAACAGGAGGCUGGACCAAGAACGUUACCUGCAGGUAUUUCAUGCAUGGGCUCUGCAAAGAAGGCAACAACUGUCGAUACUCCCACGACCUGGCCAGCACCUCCACCCUCUCCGUCGGCGUGUCCCUCCCCAGGUUCGAGCACUCCGAGCCCCCCCAGCAGGACGACGUGAAGGGGUCCCCGGGGUCGCCGCUGCCCUCCGCCGCCCAGCCCCGCCCCCCCGCCGGCGCCCCCGACCCACCAGAGGGCGCCGCGGGGGCCGUGGGCUGGGUCAACGCCGCCGAGUUCGUGCCGGGACAGCCCUACUGCGGCCGGGCGGAGCCCGGUGAAGGGGAGGGGCCCCAGGCCGUCUCCAAGGAAACGGAGAAGGAGGCGGGCCCGGAGGAAAAGGAGCGCCGGAAGCAGCUGUGUCCGUACGCCGCCGCCGGCGAGUGCCGCUACGGCGUCAACUGCGCCUAUCUCCACGGCGACGUGUGCGACAUGUGCGGCCUGCAGGUGCUCCACCCGACCGACAACGCCCAGCGGUCGGACCAUACCAAGGCCUGCAUCGAGGCGCACGAGAAGGACAUGGAGAUCUCGUUCGCCGUCCAGCGCAGCAAGGACAUGAUGUGCGGCGUGUGCAUGGAGGUGGUGUUCGAGAAGACCAACCCCAGCGAGCGGCGCUUCGGCAUCCUGUCCAACUGCAGCCACUGCUACUGCCUCAAGUGCAUCCGCAAGUGGAGGAGCGCCAAGCAGUUCGAGAGCAAGAUCAUCAAGUCUUGCCCAGAGUGUCGGAUUACAUCCAACUUCGUCAUCCCGAGUGAGUACUGGGUAGAGGACAAAGAAGACAAGCAGAAGCUGAUCCAGAAAUACAAGGAUGGCAUGGGGACCAAGUCGUGCCGGUACUUCGACGAGGGCCGGGGCACCUGCCCGUUCGGCUCCAACUGCUUCUACAAGCACGCCUUCCCGGACGGCAGGUUGGAGGAGGCCCAGCCCCAGCGGCGGCAGGCUGGCUCCAACGGGAGGAACCGGAGUGGGCGGCACAUACCCCUCUGGGACCUCCUGGACGAGCGGGAGAGCUCAGACUCUCUGGACAACGAGGACGAGGAGAUGGUGACCUUCGAGCUCAGCGAGAUGCUGCUGAUGCUGCUGGCCGCCGGCGCCGACGAGGACGAGGACGUCACCGACUCGGAGGACGAGUGGGACUUGUUUCACGAAGAGCUCGACGACAUCUACGAGAUCUACCUAUAGCUGGCCCCUGGCCCCGCCCCCAAAAUCCCCCAAUAGCCCCGCCCCCAAAUCCUUAAAAUUACGACAUCUUUACCCUCCCCCUCCCCCCCCCCCCCCGACACCUCAAUUAUGCUAGGCACUAGAAUGAACUGUCUUGUGAGAGUAAUGAACAGUAGCACUCCCCCCCCCCCCCCUCUCCCCCAAUCUCCCUCCCUACUCUCCCCCCUCCUCACCCUUGUGUUGUGACUGUGCCUUUUUAGGAAGGCCAAAUGAAAAUGAUCCAUGAAUUGAAUAAAACGUAUAAAAUACACACAAAAAAAACCAGACGAAAUUCUAGAAACAAGGGUCAAAUAAACCAGAGCAGCUGCCGCAGUCACACACAAAGCAAACCCACCUUUUGUAGACCAAAUCCUAUACCCUGAAUCCAUUACAAUGUGUGGUUCGUUACUCAAGGAAGAAACCCUGUCCUGAAUCCAUUAUGUGUGGUUCGUUAAUACAAGGCAGAAUAACAUUAACAUAAGCUGGGGGGGGGGAGGGGUGGGGGGGAAGGCGAACUGACAUAGAAAAUUAACAAAGUUAAAUUUUAUUAUUUUGAAUAUUGCUUCAGAAAUUAUUAUCAAGUUUAUUCGUGUGGGUUCGACCUCGUUUGUUGUUUACCCAGGCACUUUCAUGUACAUAGUUUUUCUUGAGAAUGGGUCUGUUUGCGGGGGGGGGGGGGGGGGAAGGGGGUACAGAGGUGACCCGUUGGCACACUGACCGCUGUGGUUAGUCCUGGAGAUGGCUGCGGUCGUGUCCACCACCACCACCUCCUCCUCCUCCUCCUCCACCUCCUCCACCCUCUCCUCUUCAUGCACUGAUCUGAGCUGGGGCGGUGAAGUCAGGUUCACAAAUUGUAACGCACAACUGCACUCUUUUCAUCGGCCCCACUGCCUCCCUGUCCCGUCUCCUACGCCUCCUCAGGGGGGGAGAGAGCGACCGGUCAAACUGGAGUCCUCCUCUUUAUUAUCAUUUUCAAGUCCACAUCUGUCUGUCUGUGUGUCUGUCUGUCUGUCCCGUUCCACCCUGUUCCCGGGUUCGCCUGAGGUAAACCCUUUAGUCCCUGAUCAGACGCGUCGGCAACGCGCGCGACGGGCGACUGUUGUGAUUUGGAUGCUUUGACAUCAGCCGACUUAAAAUGCAGAAGAUGACUAUUUCCCCCUCCCCCCUCCCUCUCCACCUCCACCACCACCACCUCGCCCCGUUCACCCGUCUACGAAUUGUAGAUAACUUUCUAUUUGCUUCAGUGAUCGAUUGCAUAUUAAGCCCUGCUGACAGAAUACUCAAACUGCACAAAGUCUACUAGCUGGUCCGAAUCUGUUGAAGUCCAUCUGGAAUGCAUAUGUUUAUACUGAAAUGUGUGUUUUCUAUGUCCCACCACCAUCAUCCAUCUUAACUUGAAAUUAAAGUUUAUUAUCAACUA
Gadus macrocephalus (Pacific cod) is the source of this 2791-nucleotide messenger RNA. It is a transcript of the gene mkrn1, whose product is annotated as makorin, ring finger protein, 1. The transcript has 8 exons. The coding region runs from base 85 to 1353 and encodes 422 amino acids. Gene Ontology annotation, molecular function: ubiquitin protein ligase activity; metal ion binding. The record is from RefSeq and is a predicted model, not a curated record. Lineage: Eukaryota; Metazoa; Chordata; Actinopteri; Gadiformes; Gadidae. Gene Ontology annotation, biological process: protein polyubiquitination.